AUGGUGGUCAAUGAAGUUCUCAACUUGGUGCUCAAGAAAAGCAUCAAGGAAGCCAGACCGGUAUUCGAUGACUAUCCGGCACACAUUGGUGUGUACGGCAAACACGGAAUGCCUUCCAAUCACACUCAGUUCACGGCGUACUUCGCCAACUUUGUGGUCCUCUGCCUCUGGAAACGGUAUAUAUCUCGUGUUCGAGGUGGGGGUUUGAGUAAAAUAUAUGAGACGUACAAAUGUAUUAGAGCUCAGGUGGUGGUGGGAGGCCUGACGGGAGCUGGUUUUGCAGAGAUCUGGUUCUAUCUCGGGAAUGAGGUUCUGAGGGACGCUCUGAAAGCAACAGUACAAUUUCCUAUAGCCAAAUGGCUGUACUUAAAGGAUACCUCGGAUGUGGAUAACGUGCUCUUGUUUGAGUACCAAUGUUAUGCCAAAGAGAGUGAACGUGUGCAAGAAAACGAGACAUCGGAUGAGAACAGAAGGAAAACAGAUUAA
Molecule: messenger RNA, 486 nt
Organism: Sphaeroforma arctica JP610
Lineage: Eukaryota; Ichthyosporea; Ichthyophonida
Exons: 4
Coding region: 1-486 (161 amino acids)
Source: RefSeq, a predicted model, not a curated record